AGUGCAUGCGGCGCGCGGCAAGCGAACGGUCGCGGCCAUUUUAUCGUUCCGAUUUGAAAAUUUCGUUUUUUUUUUUUGUUUGUUUCAAACCAGUCUCGUGUUUUUGUGAAGUGAAUUAAAAGAUGCGUUAGUGUUUUAGUAGAAUUUUUCGCGCCAUAUGCUUGGAUAGUGCGCUAUGGAAGUAAUCUGUGGUCGGAGCUCCUCGAAAGAAAUGAAAUAAAUAGGAAUAUAACAAAGUGCAAAAAUGAGUUCCCGCGAUUACUAUAGAUCGUACAAAAGCGAUACAGAUCGCUCCAAAACAUCGACACGGGACAGCCACGAUAAUGAUUUCUUGGAUAACGUAACGGAAUUCAACGCGAAUCAGUUCAAAUUAUACGAUGAUUUCACGACCGAUCUGCGUAUUAGUUUUAAUCCGUUGCGACAAAACUACGUUGAGGUGACGACAAGUGACGCGACACGAAGAAGAACAACGGAUCCCAAUGAUUCCGGAGUGGACAUGGAGAACGGGAAUCCACUCGAUGAUCUAACUUCUAAAGAUAGCGAUUUGUUGGAGAACGAAGUAAUGGUAGACCCGUGGAGCAGUAUGGACUCUUCGAAUUCACCGUUAACUGACUCCGGCCCAUCGGCAAGUGAAGACUGCACCCCUUCCACCUCCAGCGAACCUUCUCGCGGCCGGCUAAGUGCCUCCUCCCCUAUCUCGCCUGAUACGCGCCGCUUGCCCGACCCUAAAGGCACCAACCCUAAAAUAUCUAAACCCCCAUUCAAAGCAGCUGACAAGGCGCGGUCACGAGACCUAACCCUAGAACUAGAGACCCUGGAACAUGAUACUCACAGGCGCCGACCGCAUUUUCUUGACGAAGACUAUCAGCCGCCGUCCAAAUCAAACAUAGAAUGUCGCAUACCCAAACCACAUUUCUUAGACCAUUCGCCAUCCCCAGAUGAAUUUGACGAACGUAGCGAUAUAACCAAUCCGAAUUUUCUGGAUGACGAUGUCGAUGGCGAUGACAGUCAUCCACAAAAGAAGGCCGGAGCUCUGCCCAAGAAACCGCAAAAGUUAACCACUAGUUAUUCGGCCCACGAAGAUCGACAUCGAACUAGUUACAGAAGUACGUUGCAAUAUAGAUUAGAAAGUGCAGCACGGUCAAGCGAACGAGAUAAAAGGGCUUCCCAACUUUAUAGAGGAACGUGGCCGGGGGAGCGAGACGUGUGGACUGGUCACGAUUCGUCUAGCAUUCGUAGUUUUUCUAGCAACGGAUCCACAGACGGACCGAGAACUUCUUCUAGUUUAGAAAACAAAAUGGAAUGUGUAUGCUCAUUGAUUUCACUUUUAAGUCUAUCUCCCGAAAACAAUGCAGAUCUCAGCGGCCCAUUACUGGACAUGAGUCGAUCUGUCGAGAGCUGUAUAGCUAUGAGGCAAGCUGGAUGCAUUCCGUUAUUGGUACAAUUAAUUCAUUCAAAAGUAUCGAGAGAGACAAGAGAUCGCGCCGCGAAGGCCUUAAGGAACAUAAUACAUACACAAACCGAUGAUAAGGCUGGUAGAAGAGAAGCAAGGGUGUGGAGAUUAUUAGAACAAGUUAGGGAAUAUUGUUAUGUUUUAGAGGAUGUAGUGGAAGCUAAAAAGGAAGGUAAGAAAGCUAUUGAAGAUGACGCAACGAAACAUCCAAGUCAAAGCGUUGCUGCUUUGAUGAAGCUGUCUUUUGAUGAAGAGCACCGGCACGUUGUAUGUCAGCUGGGUGGCCUGCAGGCUCUGGCUGCCCUGGUUAGUGGGGACCAAACGGCUCACGGUAGCAGAACUGAUGAUAACACCUGCCUCACGAUGAGGAAAUACGCGGGAAUGACUUUGACCAAUUUAACGUUCGGUGAUGGGAACAACAAAUCGUUGUUGUGUUCAUUUAAAGACUUCAUGUUGGCGCUGGUUGAACAACUGGAGUCGCCCAACGACGACAUGCGACAGGUAACAGCGGCUGUGCUCAGAAAUCUGUCUUGGAGAGCCGACACAAACAGUAAGCAAGUUCUUAGAGAAGUAGGAGCCGUUAAAGGCCUGACGAAAGCGGCAAUGACUUGUCAGAAGGAAGCUACUCUAAAAUCUGUGUUGUCAGCGCUCUGGAAUCUGACAGCUCAUUGCUCCAUGAACAAAGUAGCCUUGUGUUCUGUAGACGGAGCUCUCGGUUUCCUUGUAGACAUGCUAAGUUACAAUUCACCAACGAAAACGCUAGCUAUCGUGGAGAACGCGGGAGGCAUAAUGAGGAAUGUGUCCAGUCACAUCGCCGUUCGGGAAGAUUACAGGCAAAUUCUCCGGGAGAGAAAUUGUUUAAGUGUCUUGCUGCAGCACCUCAAAUCUCCUAGUCUGACAGUGGUCAGUAACUCGUGUGGCACCUUGUGGAACUUGUCCGCCAGGUGUCCACAAGAUCAACAGUUUCUUUGGGAUCACGGAGCGGUUCCAAUGCUCCGCAGUCUCAUUCAUUCGAAACAUAAAAUGAUCGCGAUGGGCUCAAGUGCUGCCCUCAAAAAUUUACUCAACUCGAAGCCGGGAAAAACGCACAUCAUUUCUUUAGAUACUACAGCUAGAACAAUGAAUUUACCGGCGUUACCCACGCUCGGAGCGAGAAAACAGAAAGCCUUAGAACAAGAAUUAGACCAAAAUUUAGCCGAAACGUGCGACAACAUCGAACCAGCGACUUCUCCCUCCACCAGUAAUCGAGAAGAAAAAAAUCUUUUCACUGCAACAGAACGACAAAUCGCAAUGAAUUUGGAAAGGCACAGAAUGACCUCAAGCUCUCCGCUCAUGGGAACGUUGACCUCACAGAUAUCUUUAAGUCACAGCGCACACUUGGCUAGUUACUUGAGCUGCAGCAACACACUGCUCAAAGGUGCAUUGGUCACCCGUUCCACGUCAGGAAGUGCCAACAGCGUCAACAAAUCGGACAGCAAAGAUUCAGUGACGAGCACACAUUCGGAUUCUGUGUUCGAGCGAGUUGCGAGAACCGGAAAGGUGCCGGUACCGACGCCAAGAACUAAAGAUCUUAUGAAGAGCGAAACUAGCGACGAUCUAUGUAAAUCCUCCAAAUCUUCAGCAAAAGAAAGCUUUAUCCGUUACCCGUCUCAACCUCCCGUCCCGCCUCCGAGAAGUACGACUGAAAUUAGACCCAACUACACAGAAACCGGUUUUGACGUCGACCAGGAUUCUUGUGAUCAACCCAUAGAUUUCAGUCGGAAAUAUUCGGAAACGAAGAACACUGAAGGCGAAAUCGUGAAGCCAAAAGCGGAAACCAAGAAGUAUACCAAGAAGGAGAACUCUAGCUUUGGGGACUAUCAAGAGACUGAUCUCGAUCAACCCACAGACUAUUCUUUGCGUUAUGCUGAACAUCAGUCAGAAACUGGCUCCGACAUAUCAGAGCCCCCUGGUCCCUCCGUCCACGAAGACACAAUAAAACACUUCGCCACGGAAGGUACCCCAUACGAAACGCCAGCCAUAUUCUCUACAGCAACGUCUAUGUCAGAUCUUAGAGUAAUCGGUAAAGAGCUCAAGCUGAAAACGCCCCCGUGCGUCAAAGAGAACCUCGAAGCCAUGACGCACUCUGAUGAAAAAGACACAUGCUCUAUCGAGGAUCCCCCUCGUCAUGACAACGACAGAGCUGCUUCAACUCCCCAAACAUCAGCACCUGACCCUAUUAUUGAGAAACAAGAAGUCUUCGAUACGAAAUUCAGUUCAGGAAUGAUAAGUCCAGAGAAGCCGGUAAAUUAUUGUGACGAAGGCACUCCCGGGUACUUUUCAAGGGUCAGUUCCCUUAGCAGUCUUGGUGAGCCGACCGAGGAAGACAGCUUAGCGAAAAGAAACGCAAUGGCGACCAUCAACGUGGAGCCCAGUCCACCGGAACCCAACACAAGCAGUUCCGGCAACAAAGAAGGUUCGAAAGCGGUGACAUUUGCAAGCGAGCCCGUAGCGAUCGCCACCCAAGCGGCAACGUCGGGACAGACCUCGGUCCGGACCUCGUCGCCGCAGCAGCGGUUCGUCGAGGACACGCCCCUCAUGUUCUCCAGGUCCAGCUCGUUGGGAUCCCUACCCGAGUGCUCCCAGCAGGACGACCAGGGUUCCGUGGUCUCGGAAGUUAGUCGACUGACAUCGGGCUGCAUCUCUCCGAGUGAGAUCCCGGACUCGCCGGGCGGCAGCGCCCCCGCGUCCCCGCGCCGCCCCCCGCCCGCGCCCCCCUCGCCGCCGCAAGAGGUGUCCGGGGCGGAGUGCGCGGGCUCGGUGUUUGAGGAGCGCGUGUCCCGGUUCGUGGUGGAACACACCCCGGCCCAGUUCUCCGCCAACACCAGCCUCAGCAGCCUGACCAUCGACGACGAGGACAGGCACAACAAGCAAUCGCUGAAGCUACUCUCGAGAAACGAAAAACUGGAGGAUCAAAACUGUUCGGCGCUCGAGAAUGAUCCCGAAGACAUGAUACAGAAGAACGAAAUUAGAGAUCAAAUCAAUCCUCUACCUUCAUCGACGAAUACAUCGAAUUUAUUAACGAAAGGGAAUCAAACCCCGAGCGAAGUGUGCAGAGUGUACUGCACCGAGGACACGCCCGCGAUACUGUCGAAGGCCGGCAGCAACAGCAACCUGUCGGCGCUGUCCGUGGACUCCGCCCCCGCGCCCCCCGCCGCGCCCUCCGACGGACACACCUCGGACAGCUCCAACCUGAGCGACGCGGCCGACCUGCUCGAGGAGUGCAUACAGAAGGGGAUCGCCAAGGUCGUCAAGAACAAAGGGCCUUCAUCGGACGUGUCCUCCGGCCACCCCUACAGGGAUGAAGUCUACAGGUCGCUCCCGGCCUGCCUGCGCUCCUCCACGGAGACCGUCAAGAUGUCGCACGAGCUCGCCAGGAACGUGCGCGACAGUCGCAGUCCGACACCCCCGCCCCCGCUGCCCCCCAAGGAGGGCAGGCUCGAGGCGCCCCCGCGGCCCCCCACGCACGACGAGCGCCGUAAACACGAAAGUCGUCUGCCUGUAAAAUCCCAGGGCGGCCGCGAACGCUCGAGGCACGCCGCGCCCAGCAACCUCGCGCGGAACGACUCGCUCAGCUCCCUCAGCCUCGAGUCGUUCGGCUCCACCGACCGAGAGAUCUUCGAGGAAACCGUGAAGGCCGGCGCCGCCCGGGCCAGCCACCGGGACUCCUCCUCCUCCGCCGGGGAGCUCAGCAACGACUCCUUCGGCUCCACCGACAAGGAGGUGUUCGAGCGCUGCGUGCGAGCCGGCAUGGCCCGCCGGCCUCCCCCGGGUUCCUCCCCUCCACACGAUGAUUUCUUCAGCUCCGCUGAUAAAGAGGUUUUCGAACGUUACGUCCGCGCCGGUAUGUCGCGACGCCCUCCUGAUCCCCACGUACCUCCUGCCCCCGCGCAGGCAAAAAACGGUCCCGCGCCCGCCGGCCUCCCUCCCCCCCCUCGCGCGCUCGCCGGCGGACGCGCCCCUCCCGCGCGCCCCCGCCCUCCUGACCUCCUGCCCGCCGCCCCCCUGUCGCACGCCACGCGCCCCGACCUCACUCUCUGUCUGCACUCCGCCAUGCUGGACAGCGUGCCCGAGCCUAGCUUCGCUUCCCUCCUCGACGAAGCCUCUGAAGACUCCAAGCUAGAUUCCGAAGCCAUCGAACGUGAGGCCGCGCGGCUGGCGGCGCGACUGUCCGCGCUGCAGGGCGAGCCCCCCUCGCUGCUGUCCCUGAGCACGUCCGCCCUGCCGCCGGAACACGUGCCGCGCGACCGGAAGAAGUCUCUCCCGGGCUCCUUAAUGAAGCGGGCCCUCAAGAACUCGUUACACCGCGACACCUCCGAGCACCUGGAGAGCGACCCCGUGAGCUUCCUCGACAAUGUAAAGCCUCCCUCCGAGAUGGAGAACUUGGAGAUGGAAGGCAGCAUGGUCUCCGUGGCGAGUAUAAUAUCCGAGGUAGCGGAUGUCUCGGUGAAAACUCCUCUGGUGUUCGACCUCAAGCAACCUGUCUUUGAAUUUCCCCUUUGUAAAACCUUCGUAUACCACGAUCUAGAUAAAGUGAAUCCGCCUUCUCUCUUCAACGAGAUGACAGAAUCGACAAGCGAACUCGAACACGCGGCCGCUCAGCCCGCGGAGUGCCCCCCCGCCGCCGCGAGUGUCGGCACGGACCCUCCCCUCCCGGCGCCGCCCUCCGACGGCAGCAGCAUCGAGUCCUCGCCAAAGAGACAGCGGGACCCGAGCUACCUCACUCCCAAACAAAAACGACUCAUGUCCAAAGACCGCUACCAGACGUACACGAUAGUCGACGGAGAUGCCGUCACGGAAGACGCGGUCGUGCUGGAGGUCGAAGAAGAGUUCCUGACCUGGACCAAGUCUGAAGAAAGCGAGCGCUCCGACGAAUACGCGCCCGUCCCCGGCGAGACGAGGACCAAGAGGAAACUCAGCGCGAAGCAGAGGAGGAUGGAGGACCGGGCCCGCUACCAAACGCAAACCGUCAACAUCCUCGGCGGGGGGGCGCGGGGGGCGGGAGGGGGAUCCGGCGAUCCGGAAAUCGAGAGCUUGAAGCGAAGACUCGCGGCCAAGAAGACGAUGAAACAGAAACGUUUAGAAGACGCGGAGAGGUUUAGAACGAGGACGCUCAGCGAGGACAUCCCGCCCUCCCCGACCUUCGUCACCAAGGAUGCCAACUUCGAAAACGUCGAGACCACCACCGGCUACGACAGCCUCUCGUCCGCCGAGCUCGCCCACCAGCUGGUCCUGGACGAGCGCGCGGACGACUCCGAACUCAACUCCGCCCAGAUGCAGACCUACACCAGGAGCUUCCGGAACUAUCUGCCGGUCACCGAGAGCCCGGCCGCCGUCGACCUGUGCGUCGUCAACAACCUCAAAAACAUCGAGAUGACCGCCUCGUACCGGCUGUCCCGCGCGCACCACCCGAGCACCAGCGACUCCGCCAGCUACGAAGGCGACAGCGCCGCGGAGGACAGGCCGCGCCCGGACGCCGACCGCGAGCCCAGACCUAAACCUAAGAUAACGAAACCGGACCCGCGCAGAGACGACAGCCUGGACUCCAACGAGUCCCUCGGCGCGGAGCCGGAGCCGCCCAAAACUAUUAGAGGGAGAAAGAAAGCCGCCUACGUGUCUCCGUACAGGCGCAGUGCACCGGCGCCCCGGACGCCGGCGGCCGCGACGGCGAAGGUAACCCCUAAGGGCGUACCUUCAGCGAAGGGACCGCAGUCGGCUGCCAAAGCCCACGCCGGCGCCAGAGCCCCACACAAAGCCCCCUCCAGGCCCCCAAGCGCCAACACGUCCCCGAAAAAAUCGAUCCCGAACAAGUCUCCUACGAAGGCGGCGGUGCACAGACCGGCGGCCGCACCACCCGCCGCUACAAAACCUCUGCCUUUGGAACGGCAGGGCACUUUCACGAAGGAAGAGAGCACGGUGCCGGCCAAAGAUCUACCCGCUCCAGACAAGAAGAUGAACGUUCCCAAGCUCACUAAAGCUGCGUCAGCGACGCCCGCGAACACUUCCCCGUCGCGACUGCCGCAGCCGGGCCGCUACACCCGCCCGCCAACCACGAAGACACAAAAACCUCCCAGCAAAGUCACCAAGAAACCUGAACCCGCUAUGAAGAAUUCUCCGUCGAACCACAGCCUCCAUAGCAACGACAGCGGCAAGACGAUAACCAUAGCGUCGCGCCACACCACGCUCGCCAGCGCGACCGGCGUCAACUCCACGAAGACGAGAGACGUUGAGAGCAAAAUCGCUAAUUUGUGGAAAAAAGUUGAACAGGUUAAGAAACUACCCGCAAAAGCUGACAAAAGAGUUUGGAUCGAGAGUGAGAAGCCGGAGGCUCGGAAGCUGAUCAGGAGCUCGACGUUUGAGGGUCAGCCCGCGCCCGCGCACGAGCCCGCCGCCCUCAAACAGAAGUCUGCCAUCGCCAUUAAAGUGUCGCAAAUCCCCAGUCUCCGCCCCAAGGCGAAGGCGCCGCCCAAGAAGGCCACCAGCGCCAGAGUGUUCGGUAGGAAACUAGUGAACGGAACUCUGACGGCGUGAACCGCCUAACGAAAUGUAUUAAAAGUCGAUAAUUGUGGAACGAUUAAUCGAUAUCAUUUUGAUUAUCGAUUCUAAUUAUAAUGUAAUGUUGGUGUGAAAAGUGAUUGAUUUGCGGAAUUAAAGUUGAUAAUACUUACGAAUCGUGAUCAUUUAUCCAAGAACUAUAUGCGUUUUAGUAGUUACACUCCAUAAAUAACCAACGAGAUUCAUGUCGGAUGAUGCGAACGCUUAUAUAUCAAUUAAUUGUAAUUAAAAGGCGAAUUUUUUUAAAGUUUAUACCGAAAUUAUCGCAAUUUGUUUUUUUUUUAUAUAUAUUUGCUGCAUUUGAUAAAUAAUAAAAAAAAACGAAUGGAAUUCUCUUACUAAACCCGAUUUGACUGUAACGGUAGUUCU
Bombyx mandarina (wild silkworm) is the source of this 8416-nucleotide messenger RNA. RefSeq lists its product as uncharacterized. Lineage: Eukaryota; Metazoa; Arthropoda; Insecta; Lepidoptera; Bombycidae. Gene Ontology annotation, molecular function: beta-catenin binding; microtubule binding. Gene Ontology annotation, cellular component: catenin complex; cytoplasmic microtubule; beta-catenin destruction complex. The record is from RefSeq and is a predicted model, not a curated record. Gene Ontology annotation, biological process: negative regulation of canonical Wnt signaling pathway; negative regulation of microtubule depolymerization; cell migration.